Aspergillus calidoustus is the source of this 726-nucleotide messenger RNA. The record is from the annotation of a GenBank genome assembly. Lineage: Eukaryota; Fungi; Ascomycota; Eurotiomycetes; Eurotiales; Aspergillaceae.
AUGGCCAGUUGUCUCGAUUUCGCAGAAAAGAACCGCCAGGUGUUCGAAAAACAGUCUCGUACCUACCAGUCUGAUUUCGUAAAAGUGGUGGAAACGCUGGUCAACGUCGCCCAAAGCCAGCGCACCUGGGUUAGCGAUGUUUGGACCGAUACCGAGGCAGGAAAGGGCAAGGACCUCAAGAUGUUAGAGUAUGCUUGUGGCCCUGGGCAUAUAUCACUGGCGUUGGCACCGUUUGUGAGCAGUGUUGUCGGCAUAGACAUCUCUGACGGCAUGAUCGACGAGUUCAAUAAGAACGUGCACGAAGCGGGUCGUUCGGAAACCAUGACUGGGAUCAAGGCUAACCUGCUCGGGGACUCAGCACCUGCUGAGGUUUCUGGCCCUGCGUACUUUGACUUCGAUAUCGUGGUUGUCAGCAUGGCCCUUCAUCACUUCGAACAUCCUGAGAAAGCUCUGAAAUGUCUCGGAGAAAGGCUGAAGAAGGGUGGAGUAAUGAUGAUCAUGGACCUCAUCCCGAUGCAGCAUCAUGACCAUGGAUUGCACCAAAUAGACGAAGUUGUCCAUACUAUCUCGAAGCACGGGUUCAGCGCCGAGGAGAUGCAGAGGAUGUAUGAAGAUGCAGGUGCGGGCAAUGGCUUCAAGUAUCAAGUCAUUGAAGAGCCGCUGGAGUUCACUAAAGACGGGAACAAGUUUUAUAAGACCAUUUUUGUGGCUCGAGGUCAGAAGUGA